CGUUUAAAAUAAAAAAAAGCGGUUGUCAUAACAAACAGACAAUUCAGAGACAUGGCAACUAAAACCAAAACGGGUAUUUGUGCUAUUACAACCACCGUAGUUGCAUUUUUAUUUAUAUUAAUCGCUUUUUGUACCCCUUAUUGGCUCGUAAAUGAUGGAAAAAUUCCCGAUCCACAAUUCAUUAAAAUUGGUUUAUGGGAAGUGUGUUUUAAUAAUUUCAAAGAAUUUAAGCACCAAUAUGAUACAAAAUUCUUAGGGUGCUGGUGGGUUUUUGAAGAAGAAUACUACAUCAUCCAUGAUUUUCUUUUACCAGCAUUCUUUAUUGCCACCCAAUUCUUUUUCACCCUUUGCAUGACUUUAUUAUUAGUUGCCGCGUUUUUAACAUGGAUGUAUUGUUUUUGUAGUCGCGAUCAUGAUAAAUAUUUACUUUUAUUAUUAACAAUUGGAUCAGAUUUAAUUUUGGCUGGUUUCUUUGGAACCGUUUCUUGCUUAAUUUUUGGGUCAAAUGGUGACCGACGAGAUUGGAUGCCUUAUUGGGAACAUAAUGAUUUAGGGUGGUCGUUUGGUUUAGCUUGUGUUGGUUCAUUAUUGUUAUUCCCAGCAGGGGCUAUGUUUUUAGUGGAAGCUAGACGAGUUAGAUAUCGAAAAUUAGAAGCUUCAAGACCAUCUUUACAAUAUCAAAUGGAUGAACGUAAACCACAUCAUUCACAAAUGUAUUAAAAUUAAGCGUUUUUCUGUAUUGAAUCUACUUACUAAGUGUAAACCGUCCAUUUUGUUUACUUUUUAUUAAUAAUUUUGGUAUUUAAAGUGUUAAAAGCGACCAUAAAGGAGUAUUAAUGUUUAUGAACAAAGUGUUGUAUAUUAAUGUUGAAUCUUGAUUGAAUCUAUUUUUAAAAGUGC
Onthophagus taurus is the source of this 900-nucleotide messenger RNA. It is a transcript of the gene kune, whose product is annotated as claudin. Gene Ontology annotation, cellular component: membrane; septate junction. Gene Ontology annotation, biological process: septate junction assembly; regulation of tube size, open tracheal system. Lineage: Eukaryota; Metazoa; Arthropoda; Insecta; Coleoptera; Scarabaeidae. The record is from RefSeq and is a predicted model, not a curated record.